AUGAGAAGAGAUUAUCACGGCGGAUUGAUCGGCUUCUCUAGAUUCUUAAGCUUCAUUGAUACAAAAAUCGGUUCUUCGAAUUGUCAAUGUAGGCUUCUCUGUAUCACAAAUGAUGCUUUAACAACGACGCACACUUUCUCUCCAUUUCUCAGAAAAUGCAUAGAGGAAAGAUCUAUAUCAGGAAUCAAGAACGUUCAAGCUCAGAUGCUCAAAUCUGGUUUUCCGGUACAACAUUCCGGCAGCAAACUCGUCGACGCGUGUUUGAAGUGUGGCGAGAUCGGUUACGCACGCCAGGUGUUCGAUGGAAUGUCUGAGAGACAUAUUGUAACAUGGAACUCUCUGAUUUCGUAUUUUAUCAAGCAUAUAAGAAGCAAGGAAGCUAUUGAGAUGUAUAGAUUGAUGAUCACGAACAAUGUUUUGCCAGAUGAGUACACUUUGUCCAAUGUUUUCAAGGCGUUCUUAGACUUGAGACUUGAAAAAGAAGCUCGGAGAAGCCACGGACUUGCCGUGAUUCUGGGUUUGGAAGUCUCGAAUGUGUUCGUUGGAAGUGCCCUCGUUGAUAUGUAUGUAAAGUUUGGUAAAACGAGGGAGGCAAAGUUAGUAUUGGACCGUGUGGAGGAGAAAGAUGUAGUUUUGAUCACUGCUUUGAUCGUUGGUUACUCGCAGAAAGGCGAAGAUACAGAAGCUGUGAAGGCAUUUCAACGUAUGUUGGUGGAGGAAAUUCAACCUAAUGAGUAUACUUACGCUAGUGUAUUGAUAUCUUGUGGAAACUUGAAGGAUAUAGGUAAUGGCAAGUUGAUUCAUGGACUUAUGAUCAAGUCUGGGUUUGAUUCUGCUCUUGGUUCACAAACUUCUCUUCUUACAAUGUAUUUAAGGUGUAGUUUAGUUGAUGAUUCCUUGCGGGUUUUCGAGUGUAUUGUGUACCCAAAUCAGGUGACUUGGACUUCUCUUAUCUCGGGGCUUGUCGAAAACGGUAGAGAAGAAAUGGCCCUUACCGAAUUUAGAAAGAUGAUGCGUGAUUCCAUAAAGCCAAACUCUUUUACGUUGUCGAGUGCUCUCAGGGGGUGUUCAAAUCUCGCAAUGUUUGAAGAAGGCAGACAGAUUCAUGGGAUAGUGACUAAAUAUGGUUUUGAUAGAGAUAAGUAUGCCGGAUCAGGGCUCAUCGAUCUGUAUGGGAAAUGUGGAUGGUCAGACAUGGCAAGGUCGGUGUUUGAUACGUUGAGUGAAGUUGAUGUUAUAUCUUUGAAUACGAUGAUCUAUAGUUAUGCACAGAACGGUUUCGGACGCGAAGCACUCGAGUUGUUUGAGAGAAUGAUAAAUCUUGGACUGCAACCGAACAAUGUAACAGUCUUAAGCAUACUCUUGGCUUGUAACAAUUCUGGAUUAGUUAAGGAAGGUUGUGAAUUCUUCGACUCAUUCAGAAAGGAUAAGUUUAUGUUAACGAAUGAUCAUUACGCUUGUAUGGUAGAUAUACUUGGAAGAGCAGGGAGAUUAGAAGAGGCGGAAAUGCUAAUAACCGAGGUUAUGAACCCUGAUUUGGUUCUGUGGAGGACGCUACUCAGCGCCUGUAAGGUUCAGAGAGAUGUAGAGAUGGCAGAGCGGAUACAGAAAAAGAUCCUUGAUAUUGCACCUGGAGACGAAGGAACCCUCGUUCUAAUGUCAAAUCUCUACUCAGCCGCAGGGAAAUGGAACAGAGUGAUCGAAAUGAAGAGCGAGAUGAAAGAAAUGAAGCUGAAGAAGAAUCCAGCGAUGAGUUGGGUUGACGUCGAUAGAGAAACGCAUACAUUCAUGGCUGGAGAUUUGUCUUCGCAUCCAAACUCGGCGCAGAUUCUUGAAACUCUGGAAGAGCUGAUCAAGAAAGCUAAAGAUUUGGGGUAUGUCGAAGACAAAAGCUGCGUGUUUCAAGACAUGGAGGAGACUGCGAAAGAGAGAUCUUUGCAUCUACAUAGCGAGAAACUCGCCAUUGCUUUUGCAGUUUGGAGUAAUGUUAGUGGAAGUAUAAGGAUUCUAAAGAACCUUAGAGUAUGUGUUGAUUGUCACAGUUGGAUCAAGAUCGUAUCAAGAGUUAUAAAAAGAGAGAUUAUUUGUAGAGAUGCAAAGAGGUAUCAUCAUUUCAGAGAUGGGUCUUGUUCUUGUGGAGACUAUUGGUAA
Molecule: messenger RNA, 2151 nt
Organism: Arabis nemorensis
Lineage: Eukaryota; Viridiplantae; Streptophyta; Magnoliopsida; Brassicales; Brassicaceae
Source: the annotation of a GenBank genome assembly